Molecule: messenger RNA, 948 nt
Organism: Guillardia theta CCMP2712
Lineage: Eukaryota; Cryptophyceae; Pyrenomonadales; Geminigeraceae
Exons: 6
Coding region: 1-948 (315 amino acids)
Molecular function (GO): palmitoyltransferase activity
Source: RefSeq, a predicted model, not a curated record
AUGGCAGCGGACAAGUGGAGCGAUCAGAUCAGGGCCUGUGGCUUGUUCUUCAUCUCCAUCGUUGUUCUCAUGGUUAUUCCCCUCGUUUACCACUGCUUCGUCUUCUUGACUGCGCUGCCGCUAUGGGGGCCGAACCCUGCCAGCUGCGUCACGCUGUUGAUCUGCUUCCACAUCCUCUUCAUCCUGCUGCUCGUGAGCUACUGGAAAGUGAUCUUCACAGACGCCGGUGGGGUGCCGUACGAGCUGGACGAGGCGUGGAUCUCAGAAUUGAACCUCGCUCAUCGAUUUGGUCUGGAAGCUGAAGUGUCAGAGAGGGUGUCGGACAAGGACGAGAACUCUCCUCUCACUGUGCCGAGUGCAGAGAGGAAGCUGGAUGGAAGGCAGCGAUACUGCCGCAAGUGCAGGAAGUUCAAGCCUGACCGGGCGCAUCACUGCAAGUACUGUGGACGAUGCGUCUUAAAGAUGGACCACCAUUGUCCUUGGGUGAACAACUGCAUCGGCUACUGCAACUACAAGUACUUCAUUCUGUUCUGCUCUUACGCCACCAUCACCUCCUUUUACGUGGCCUGCACCAUCUUCAUCGGCUUCAUCACAACCCUGAUCGAGCGGAGGCCAAUCCAGUUCACCGUGGUCGAGUUCGAGUACUUCGUUGUGUUCUGCCUCAUGGUGGCUGUCACUGUGGUGCUAACGGGAUUCACUGGUUUCCACUACAUGCUCCUUCUCAAGAACAUGAGUACCAUAGAGCACGUGGAGAAGAGAGACCCGACCAAGAAGGAUCAGGUCAACCCGUUCGAUUUGGGGAGGGAGAAGAAUUGGAGGCAGGUUUUCGGUGACGAUGUCUGGACCUGGUUCCUGCCCAUUGCACCGCCCAGCAGCAGCAAAAGUGUCGGCGACGGGGUUCAUUGGGAGACCAACGAGAAUCUCCAGCAGAUGGAGGAUCAGGCAUAG